UUGCGCAUGCGUAAUUAGCACUUGAUCCUGUCUGGACUGCCAUGGCUGCGGUCUGCGCUGCUUCACGUCUUUUUGCGAGGAGGGUCGUGUCAUCUAAAGCCCUCCCAGCAGUUUACCAAGGGAAUUCUCGGAAGUUUCACUUCACUGUCUAUGGGAAAAAGGAGAAAACUGCUAAAGUUUCCGAUGCAAUCUCCACUCAGUACCCAGUGGUAGACCAUGACUUUGACGCAGUGGUUGUGGGAGCAGGUGGUGCCGGACUGAGAGCUGCUUUUGGCUUGUCGGAGGCUGGCUUCAACACUGCCUGCGUGACGAAGCUCUUUCCCACAAGAUCCCAUACAGUAGCAGCUCAGCUGGAAAACUUUGGGAUGCCGUUCAGUAGAACAGAUGAUGGGAGGAUUUACCAACGUGCUUUCGGGGGGCAGAGUCUGCAGUUUGGGAAGGGAGGACAGGCUCACAGGUGCUGCUGUGUGGCGGACAGGACUGGGCACUCGCUGUUACACACACUCUAUGGUCGGUCUCUAAGGUAUGACACCAGCUAUUUUGUGGAGUACUUUGCUUUGGAUUUGCUUAUGGAAAAUGGAGAAUGUAAGGGAGUAAUAGCUCUUUGCAUGGAAGAUGGAUCAAUUCACCGUUUCAGAGCGAAGAACACAGUCAUUGCAGGCUGUGGCCCUGACAAGGACCACGUGUACCUGCAGCUGCACCACCUCCCCCCUCAGCAGCUUGCCACCCGCCUGCCGGGGAUCUCUGAGACAGCCAUGAUUUUUGCAGGUGUCGAUGUUACUAAGGAGCCUAUCCCUGUCCUCCCUACAGUCCACUACAACAUGGGGGGAAUCCCAACCAACUACAAGGGCCAGGUCAUUACUCACAAGGACGGCGAAGAUAAGGUUGUCCCUGGACUCUAUGCUUGUGGAGAAGCUGCCAGUGCAUCCGUCCAUGGAGCCAACCGACUGGGCGCAAACUCUCUCCUAGACCUGGUGGUGUUUGGUCGGGCCUGUGCUCUGACCAUAGCUGAGACUUGCAAGCCUGGAGAAACUCUUCCAUCACUCAAGCCAAAUGCUGGAGAGGAGUCUGUGGCCAAUCUUGACAAAGUGAGAUUUGCAAAUGGCAGCACCAGAACUUCGGAAAUCAGGCUUAAUAUGCAAAAGACAAUGCAGGCUCAUGCUGCAGUGUUCCGUACUGGCCCGGUCCUCAAAGAAGGCUGUGAGAAACUGGAUGCGGUCUUCAAAAGUAUGGAUGACAUCAAGACCUUUGACAGAGGCAUUGUGUGGAACACGGACCUGGUGGAGACUCUGGAGCUGCAGAAUCUCAUGCUGAAUGCGCUGCAGACCAUCAACUCAGCUGAGGCUCGCGAGGAGAGCCGGGGGGCACAUGCCAGGGAGGACUUCAAGGACCGCAUUGAUGAGUAUGACUACAAGAAACCACUGCAAGGACAGCAGAAGAAGCCAUUCAGUGAGCACUGGAGAAAGCACACUUUGUCAUAUGUGGAUUCCUCUGGGAAGGUAAAGUAAUAUUGCUGCCUGGGUUCAGAAUUGA
Messenger RNA from Lepisosteus oculatus (spotted gar), 1533 nucleotides. The record is from RefSeq and is a predicted model, not a curated record. Lineage: Eukaryota; Metazoa; Chordata; Actinopteri; Semionotiformes; Lepisosteidae.